Molecule: messenger RNA, 8051 nt
Organism: Choloepus didactylus (southern two-toed sloth)
Lineage: Eukaryota; Metazoa; Chordata; Mammalia; Pilosa; Megalonychidae
Gene: NCOA3
Product: nuclear receptor coactivator 3
Exons: 23
Coding region: 316-4545 (1409 amino acids)
Biological process (GO): positive regulation of transcription by RNA polymerase II; cellular response to hormone stimulus
Cellular component (GO): nucleus
Molecular function (GO): nuclear receptor binding; protein dimerization activity
Source: RefSeq, a predicted model, not a curated record
GUGCUUUUAGAGGACGUCCCUGCCUACCUUAAAUCCAAUUGCCUACUAUUGAUCACCAAAGUCCCAUGAUUUUCAAAUCUUUGCUGCGUGCCGCUUGACAGUUCCAUUGCUUGUAAUCACCCUAGGGAGUGGUUUGGGAUAGAGGAAAAAGUUACAGAGAAGCCCAUAGUGAAAUGGAUGCUGUGGAUAGCCAAAAACGCACCCGUUUAGGAUCAAAGCAUUUGCUGAACAGUGGUGCCAGAGACCAAUAAAAAUAAACUACUCAAACAUCAUUUGACUGGUUAGCCAGUUAUUAGUUGCUGAUGUAUAUUCAAGAUGAGUGGAUUAGGAGAGAACUCCUUGGAUCCAUUGGCAACUGAUUCACGAAAACGCAAAUUGCCCUGUGAUACUCCAGGACAGGGUCUCAACUGCAGUGGUGAAAAGUGGAGACGGGAGCAGGAGAGUAAAUAUAUUGAAGAAUUGGCUGAACUGAUAUCUGCUAAUCUUAGUGAUAUUGACAAUUUUAAUGUCAAACCAGAUAAAUGUGCAAUUUUAAAGGAAACAGUAAGACAGAUACGUCAGAUAAAAGAGCAAGGAAAAGCUAUUUCCAAUGAUGAUGAUGUUCAGAAAGCUGACGUAUCUUCUACAGGACAGGGAGUUAUUGAUAAAGACUCCUUAGGACCACUUUUACUCCAGGCAUUGGAUGGUUUCCUGUUUGUGGUGAAUCGAGAUGGGAACAUUGUAUUUGUGUCAGAAAAUGUCACACAGUACCUGCAGUAUAAGCAAGAGGAUCUGGUUAAUACAAGUGUCUACAAUAUCUUACAUGAAGAAGACAGAAAAGAUUUUCUUAAAAACUUACCAAAAUCUACAGUUAAUGGAGUUGCCUGGACAAAUGAGACACAGAGACAAAAGAGCCAUACAUUUAAUUGCCGUAUGUUGACGAAAACAUCACAUGAUAUUCUGGAAGAUAUAAGCACCAGUCCUGAAAUGCGCCAGAGAUAUGAAACAAUGCAGUGUUUUGCCUUGUCUCAGCCACGAGCUAUGAUGGAGGAAGGGGAAGAUUUGCAAUCCUGUAUGAUCUGUGUGGCAAGACGCAUUACUACAGGAGAAAGAGCAUUUCCGUCAAACCCUGAAAGCUUCAUUACUAGACAUGAUCUUUCAGGAAAAGUUGUCAAUAUAGAUACAAAUUCCCUGAGAUCCUCCAUGAGGCCUGGCUUUGAAGAUAUAAUCCGAAGGUGUAUCCAGAGAUUUUUUAGUCUUAAUGAUGGACAGUCAUGGUCCCAGAAACGUCAUUAUCAAGAAGCUUACAUUCAUGGCCAUGCAGAAACCCCAGUGUAUCGAUUCUCUUUGGCUGAUGGAACUAUAGUGACUGCACAAACAAAAAGCAAGCUCUUCCGAAAUCCUGUAACGAAUGAUCGUCAUGGCUUUGUCUCAACCCACUUUCUUCAGAGAGAACAGAAUGGGUACAGACCAAACCCAAAUCCUGUUGGACAAGGCAUUAGACCUCCUGCUGCUGGAUGUAGCAAUUCAGUAGGUGGCAUGAGCAUGUCGCCACACCAAGGCUUACAGAUGCUGAGCAGCAGGACCUAUGGCUUGGCAGACCCCAGCACCCCAGGGCAGAUGAGUGGGGCUAGGUAUGGGGGUUCCGGUAACAUAACUUCCAUGAACCCUGUGCCAGGCAUGCAGUCACCAUCUUCCUACCAGAGCAACAACUAUGGUCUCAACAUGAGUAGCCCCCCACAGGGGAGUCCUGGUCUUGUCUCCAACCAGCAGAGCAUCAUGAUUUCUCCUCGUAAUCGUGGGAGUCCAAAGAUGGCUUCUCAUCAGUUUUCCCCUGUUACAGGUGUGCACUCUCCCCUGGGAUCUUCUGGCAAUACUGGGAGUCACAGCUUUUCCAGUAGCUCUCUCAGUGCCCUUCAAGCUAUCAGUGAGGGUGUUGGCACUUCUCUUUUAUCUACUCUCUCUUCACCAGGCCCCAAAUUGGAUAAUUCUCCCAAUAUGAAUGUAAUACAACCAAUUAAAGUGAGCAAUCAGGAUUCCAAGAGUCCCCUCGGUUUGUAUUGUGACCAGAAUCCAGUGGAAAGUUCAAUGUGUCAGUCAAAUAGCAGGGAUCACCUCAGUGACAAAGACAGUAAAGAGAGCAAUGUAGAAGGGUCAGAGAAUCAAAGAGGUCCUCUGGAAAGUAAAGGUCAUAAAAAAUUACUGCAAUUACUUACCUGUUCUUCUGAUGAUCGGGGUCAUUCCUCCUUGACCAACUCCCCCCUGGAUUCAAGUUGUAAAGACUCUUCCAUUAGUGUCACCAGCCCCUCUGGUGUCUCCUCUUCUACAUCUGGAGGAGUGUCUUCCACAUCCAAUAUACAUGGCUCGUUGUUGCAAGAGAAGCACCGGAUUUUGCACAAAUUGCUGCAGAAUGGGAAUUCGCCAGCUGAAGUAGCCAAAAUUACAGCAGAAGCCACUGGGAAAGAUACAAGUAGUACAGCAUCUUGUGGAGAAGGAAAUGUCAAGCAGGAGCAGCUCAGUCCUAAGAAGAAAGAAAAUAAUGCACUUCUUAGAUACCUGUUGGAUAGGGAUGAUCCUAGUGAUACACUCUCUAAAGAGUUACAGCCCAAAGUGGAAGGAGUGGAUAAUAAAAUGAGCCAGUGCAGCAGCUCCACCGUUCCUAGCUCAUGUCAAGAAAAAGACUCUAAAAUCAAGACAGAAACAAAUGAAGAGGGAUCUGGAGACUUGGAUAAUCUAGAUGCUAUUCUUGGUGAUCUGACUAGUUCUGACUUUUACAAUAAUUCUGUAUCCACAAAUGGCAGUAAUCUGGGAACCAAGCAACAAAUGUUUCAAGGAACUAAUUCUCUGGGUUUGAGAAGUCCACAGUCUGUGCAGUCCAUUCGUCCUCCAUAUAACCGAGCAGUAUCUUUAGAUAGCCCUGUUUCUGUUGCCUCCAGCCCUCCAGUGAAGAAUAUCGGUGCUUUUCCCAUGUUACCAAAGCAACCCAUGUUGGGUGGGAAUUCAAGAAUGAUGGAUGGUCAGGAAAAUUAUGGCUCAAAUAUGGGUGGGCCAAACAGAAGUGUGACUGUGAAUCAGACUCCUUCCUCUGGAGACUGGGGCUUACCAAACUCAAAGGCCAGCAGACUGGAACCUAUGAGUGCAAACUCCAUGGGAAGACCAGGAGCGGAUUAUAAUGCUGCUUUACCCAGACCUGCGAUGAGCAGCUCUAUGCCUCCCUUGCCUAUUCGGUCCAAUAGCAUACCAGGUGCAAGACCAGUGUUGCAACAGCAGCAACAGAUGCUUCAAAUGAGACCUGGUGAAAUUCCCAUGGGAAUGGGGGUCAAUACUUAUGGCCAAGCAGCACCAUCUAACCAACCAGGUUCCUGGCCAGAUGGCAUGUUGUCUAUGGAGCAGAGCCCUCAUGGGACUCAGAAUAGGCCACUUCUUAGAAAUUCACUGGAUGAUCUCCUUGGGCCACCUUCUAACAUAGAAGGCCAGAGUGAUGAACGAGCAUUGUUGGAUCAGCUGCACACUCUCCUGAGCAACACAGAUGCCACAGGCCUGGAAGAAAUUGACAGAGCUUUGGGCAUCCCUGAGCUUGUAAAUCAAGGACAAGCUUUGGAGCCCAAACAGGAAGCUUUCCAAGGCCAGGAAGCAGCAGUGAUAAUGGAUCAGAAGGCAGCAUUAUAUGGGCAGACGUACCCAGCACAGGGACCUUCAAUGCAAGGAGGCUUUAAUCUUCAGGGACAGUCACCAUCUUUUAACUCCAUGAUGAAUCACAUGAAUCAGCAAGGCAAUUUUCCUCUCCAAGGAAUGCACCCCAGGGCCAACAUCAUGAGACCCCGGACAAACACCCCCAAACAACUUAGAAUGCAGCUUCAGCAGAGGCUACAGGGUCAGCAGUUUUUGAAUCAGAGCCGCCAGGCGCUUGAAAUGAAAGUGGAAAGCCCCCCUACUGGUGCUGCUGCGGUGAUGAGGCCCACGAUGCAGCCCCAGGUGAACCCACAGCAGGGCUUUCUUAAUGCCCAGAUGGUUGCCCAGAGUAGCAGAGAGCUGCUGAGUCAUCACUUCCGGCAGCAGAGGGUGGCGAUGAUGAUGCAGCAGCAGCAGCAGCAGCAGCAGCAGCCGCCGCCGCCGCAGACCCAGGCCUUCAGCCCACCCCCUAAUGUGACUGCUUCUCCCAGCAUGGAUGGGGUUUUGGCCGGACCUGCAAUGCCACAGGCUCCACCUCAGCAAUUUCCAUACCCACCAAAUUAUGGAAUGGGACAACAACCAGAUCCAGCCUUUGGUCGAGUGCCUAGUCCUCCCAAUGCACUGAUGUCAUCAAGAAUGGGUCCCUCCCAGAGUCCCAUGAUACAGCAUCCCCAGACUGCACCAGUGUAUCAGUCCCCAGAAAUGAAGGGCUGGCCAUCAGGAAACCUGGCCAGGAACAGCUCCUUUUCCCAGCAGCAGUUUGCCCACCAGGGGAACCCUGCAGCUUACAACAUGGUGCACAUGAAUGGCAGCAGUGGCCACAUGGGGCAGAUGAGUAUGAGCUCCAUGCCCAUGGCUGGCAUGCCCAUGGGUCCCGACCAGAAGUACUGCUGACCUUUCCACACCAGGGACUCCAAGGAAAUCACUGUACAAAUGACAUUGCACUAGGAUUUUGGGAGGUAAAGAAUCAUUGUCCAGGCCUCCACCUCUGAAGAAAGGACGAGCUUUGCAUCUGAGGUCAUUUGAGCAGGACUGGAUUGUAAGCUGAAGCGCAAUAUCUACCUGUAUUUUUUUUUUCUUCUUCUUUGUAUCAUGGUGUUCAAACAAGACAAAUACUUUUGGUGUUCUGCCUUUUAGGGAUGUGAUUCUGGAGAUAUGGAGUGUUACUUAUCAUGAGACUCUUCUGUGUUACUUCUUUUUGCCUUGUUAUCCAAAGUCUCUCUAAUGUAGUUAGGCCAGAGAACAUUGGAGUUAUCAGAUCUAAUUAGAACUUCCAGUUUUUCUCAUUGCAGUGUUGGACAAAGAGCAGUCUUAGCCUUCAAAUGUUUCUGUCACCACCAGGUAGUCCUAGGUUGAACUUUUUUCCAAGAGGAAUUGGUGUUUCUGAGUUCUUAUUCUUUAAUUAUAGAGUUAAGUUGCUGAGUCCCUACUCUUUGUUGUCCCAGGCUUUCUCCCAACUAGGACUCACUUGCCUCUAAUGUCCUGUAAUACUUCACCUCCAAGAAUGGUCACUGAUGUCAGGUGGCUUUGUGGAAGGGAAAAUGAGAUGACAGUAUUGAAUUGCAGCAGUAGCUAAUCUUUCACAUGCUAGUGUGCAGCUGAGUGCACUUUAUUUAAAAGGUAAUGGAUAAAUGCAAUAUUCUUGAGGUCUUAAGGAAUGGUGAACCACAUUCCUGGUUUUUGUCUAAACUAAUCUUUUGGACAAGAACUAAUUUUUAAAAAAAGUAAUGGUGUCACCCUUUGCCUAUAUGGUAGAGCAAUAAUGCUUUUUGAAAAUAAACUUCAAAAAAUCCAAGGCCAGGUACUGCAUUCUGAAUCAGAAUUUUGCAGUGUUUCUGUGAAUAGAAUUUUUUUUUUGUAAAUAUGACCUUUAAGAUACUGUAUUAUGUAAAAUAUGUACAUACCUUUUUUGUAGGUCAGAACAACUCAUUUUUGCAGAGUUUGUGAAGGUAAAUAUUUAACAAUGUUGACUUUGGUAAGCUCAGUGUGGUAAGGUUACAAACAGAAGAGACAUGUCCUGAAUUUAGCGGUCCGGGAAGGGGACAGUGGUCCACAGCUUUCCCCUUCCCCUUAGUUUUACAUGUCUUGUUUUCCUCAAUCUCUUAAUCUACCCCCCAUCCCCCACCUUUUAUUAAAAAGAUACUGUUUGUUAGGAUGUAGGCAGUUUAAAAUUUUUUUUUUUCAUUUCUUUGCCAGAACAAAGCACUUUGUUAAUUUUGGGGGGAAAGGAUAGAAACUGGGGAGGUAAACUUCCUAAAAAAAAAAAGAAAUCAGGAAUUUUUAAAAAAUCAAGCAAUUUGAUUUAAAAAAAUGUUUUGGCAUUUUAGUGGUCUCUAAAAAACGACAGCAAUUCAUUUGUUCUUUUCAUUUUUAAAUUAUGUUGCCUUUUCAUCUAUUUUAGGAGUGCUUUUAAAAUUUUUGUUGCUGAAUCCCACAUUGAGAUCUCAAGAAUAGAAUCCUUGGAUGUGGUUUCUUACAUCUGCUCAGCUGUUUUGUCCUUCUGCUAGUUUGAUAUUUUCACCAAGUCCCUGUGAAUUAGAGUAGUGUCAUGAUUAUUUCCUAAGGAGCUCAGUACCCAAAACAAGCCAGUUUUGCUGUGAUUCAGAGCCACAGUCUGAGCACCUUGUACUCCCAGUCUCUCCCCACACCUGCCACUUUCUGUUAUUGCCACUCCUUGGCACAUUUUCAAGUCAGGUGGUAGUAGUAGGGAUUACUUAUUAGGUUCAAACAGUUGAAUGAGAGUAACAUUGGGUUUUUGGAAUAUCUAUAGAUUUGAAAAGUCUCUGCUAGCCUUGGUGUCACUUUCUGGCAAAGAAUUGAGAGCCUGUUAGUGGGUUUUGUUUUUGUUUUUGUUUUUAGUUUUUUUUUAAAUUUCAAACAUGUCUAGCCAAUAUUUCUAGAAGUCUCUGAAGGUAAGAUCAUGUCAUUUCUUUGAUUUGCUUAUGAAUAAGUGAAACCCAGUAUUUCUAGAAUCACCACUAGAGUGGGUUUUUUCCCCAAGUAUAUAGAUAAUUAUGAGUUUGACCUUCCUACCUUCCAUCUGAAAGGUUAAAAAUAAAUUUAAGAUUGUAAAUCCAUAAACUUCCAUCAUAGUGUAUUCUGCCUUUCUUUGGAGACAGAGGCAUAGCUGAAUCUCUUUUUAGGCACGGUUGUGUCAGGUGUACGUGAACCUUCCUUGCUUAAGUCAUGUGUGUGUGUGGGGAGAAGUAGAAUGGUGCUCUUACCUUUCUUGACUUUUAAAAAUUAUUAAAAACAAAACAAGAUGAAAAAAGUUUUGUGAUUCUUUUCCUCAGCGUGGAGUUAGGACUAACUGGAAGGCAGCAUCCCCUUUUUAUAUGAGAAAAAAGUUGUUUAUAAGUUUUUAUAUUUUCUACUUGUUCAUUUUAUUGGGGCAGACUUAAGAUUUUGAUUUUAAUAGGUGCAGUCCUUGAGGUAAUUUGUUUUUACCUUUAUUGUCCUUUUAUCUUUUUUGAAUAAUUCUCUUUUUAUACCUGUUGCCUACCUUCCCUCUUACCCAGCCCCAGCCCCUUUUCUAAACCUUGAUAUCUAUUGGGUGAACAGUGUAAGUAUUCUUUCUUUUCAUCUGCUUUUAGAAUGUGGGAUAUUUCCAGUAUCUACUUUUUGCUGAAUCCAAAGAUAUAUAAAUAUAAAUAUAUAUUUUAUAAAGAUCAAAAUGAUAUAAAGGAGAUACAUGUGUCUUCAAAAAACAAAUAGCAAUUGCAUUGUUAAUGUUCCUAUUAUGACACCACUUUUCUAAAUCGUGGAUCUGGAUUGAAAGGUGUAAAUAUCAGUAAACUGUACUAUUUAGUUUAUCAGUAUUUAAUAUCUAAGGUGAAUUGGGGUAUAGACGGUGGGGCUUUACAGGAGAUACUUGGUUUGGUAUCCUAGAAUUUCUUCAGUCCAGAAGUAGGUGCAGCUGGAAAGUGAACAGAGUGGGUUGCUAGUUACCUGUAUGCCUGACCAGUUCCUUUUCCAUUUGCAGGAGCCAUGAGUUUUGUUCAUAAGUGGAAAAUUUGUAGAAGGGAAACCUUUAGGAUUGAUGUAAUUUCCCCUCUGCUGCAAGGGAACAAGAGCUGUUUUCCUAGGCAAGCUAAUAAUAAGCAGGGCAUUUUUUUCCUUUUUUUUUCUCGCCAAUAUGUGGGAUUUUGAAGAAGAUAGAAAUGUCAUUCUGAGAGCAAUAUUUAAAUUCUCAGGAGUUGACUUUUAGUAUUGAGAAUGAAUUCAAUUUCAGUCAAGUUUACAUUAAAUGUUGCUUAAAAAAUCUAAAUCAUUCUUUAUAUUGCAAAGAAUCGAAACCACAUGGGAUAAUUUAUGAGCUUGUUGGGUGGUAAGCUAUGACUGCUUUGCUUAUCAUUUUGGAUGUCAUGUAAAUAAAGGUUUCUAUUUAAAAUUGGAGCCUC